AUGUGGAAGAAGCGGGUUCAGGCUGUAAUAAAUGUGUUACAUCCUGUUGACUCUGUGGGUGGUGAAUCUCUGCUUAAGCUGCAACACCACAGAGAGGGAUGGGUCAGGUGCAGGGAGGAUUCAGUCGUCCUCACAGCAGCCAACAUGCAGCUGAUACAUCUGGAGGCUGCAGUCGUUCUUGGAAUUGUCUUACUUCAGAUUCCCAGUGUAAGCAUCUCCUCUUCAGCUUCUGAAUGUUUGGCUUCAGUGGAAACCUGCAUGUCAGAUUUAUGCAGCUGUGAGCAGGCGUUGGACACCGGCAACUAUGACAGGUGCCAAAUAAAGGGCUCAGAGGGCUGUAACUUGACCAUCCAGACUGCACUGGACCAAUUUCCAUCCCUGCAAGGGUGUGUGUGUACAUGGGAGGAGGAGCUCUGUGACUCCAUACAAGUACUGGCCACACAAUGCCUCCAAAAGCCAGGAAACCAGCAGAGGAGGAUCACACAGACUGACUGGAAAUCGAGUAAAUUGGCGGACAAUGUGUAUGAAGGUCCUGGAUCCUGUGUGGACCGAAUCGGUCUUUGCGUGAGUGAGUCUGUUUGCAACAGGCACCUCACACCUGUUCUUCAAGCAUGCAUGGUUGAACAGUGUGACAGUGAAAGGUGUCGGCGGGAAAUUCAACAGUUCUAUGGAGGAAUGCCCCAACAGUCUGCCGAGAUGCUGGUGAUGUGCGACUGUGAUAAUUCAGAUCAAAGCUGUAAGCAAAUGAAAUCCGGUCUGCAGAGCGGGGCGUGUGGAGUGGAGACAAGGAUCUGUCAAGAAAGGCUCAUUCAGUGUGUUCAGGACAGUAACUGCAGAUAUCUCUUAAAAACUCUCCAAGUCAAGUGUUGGAACCACGAAGAAACACUGUGCAGUGAACGAAAUCUCCAAGAAGAUGAAUGCUUCACACUUAAAGAUCCAUCUCUUAUCCUUGGAGCAAACUCUGAAUGUAAAAAGGCCUUCUUGGCUACUUUGGGCACAGUGCUUCACCACCCUUGCACUUGCAAAGGAGUGCACAGCGAUCAUCUACGGAUGUGCAACAUGAUUCUUGAAGUAUUUCAUAACAGACUCCACUUCAUCAAAUUGGUGGAAAACAGUGAUGGCCCUUCAAAACCACCUGUGGUGAAUCAAUCAGAUCAGCCUCAGAUGUGGUGGCAUGGUUACCUUUUGUAUCUUUUUUCCGCUUUGUUUUUUGCUGGAAUUUUCAUAUUAUCACCACUGGUUUUUCUCAGCAAGAUGUGGUUGAAAAGGAGAGAUCAAACAAAACUUAACCAUCCCAUGAAGGCGAAUCGUGUUAUUUUAUAAUGUAAUAUACCCACAAAGUUCUUUUUUUUUAUUCAGCUUGACAUUUUAUGUGGUUCAGCUUAUUCAAUAAAUUUUAUUCACUUGCAUGGCUAACAUUUUCGUGAUGUUCAAUGGAACAUAAAGUUGAAAGGUUUUAUGUAUAUAAAAAGAGAGCCCUUGAUUUAGCAGUUAAGUUCACGCAAACUUAAUUAAACUGAAAGAAAACACAUUUUCUAUGACUUGAAGCUGGUCCCAGUCGACUCUGUUUUGUCUGAGGACUUUUCAUAAAUAAUACCAUCUGUCACUAGACCUCUUGAUUUUAACUAGAAAGAUGGUUGUGUUUGGACUUCCUUUUUAAAUUUUUACGAAAAUAUAUUUUUGAGGAGUUUUUUUUCAAUACAGUGACACAAGUUAUGCAUAAUUGUUAAGGGGAAAGAAAGAGAUGUAUGGUAUUGUCUGAUUCACUGUCCGCAUUGAGUAAACUCUUCUUGUGCAGUGUGUACAUGCCUAAAUCACAAGUUCAUCGCCCAAUUCUGUCAUUGAGUACAUCAUACCCUAUACAAUUUGGCACAUAAACAAUUUCCAAAAAGGAACUGGCUGACAACAUAAUUUAGAUUAGUCAAGGUUAGUCAGUCAAGGAAUGCACAUCUUUAUUUGAACAAACUUCUGAAACUUUGUUUGGUUAUCAGCUUUUGAUUACAAAUAAAACCGAAAAAUCUUCAGUCAAAGAUGAAAAGUAACUGGUACAUUUUUAAAAUGCCUUCAAACAUAGAAUAUUGUUGUUAUCAUAUUAUUGUAAUACUGACAUUGUGUUGCAUGUGCUUUAUAGCUUACAGAUCACAUGUUUAUUUAUUCAUGAGACAAUAAUACUUGAGGGAAUUUUAAAAAUUAGAUUUUUACAUCAUUGAUGUAUAUUAAAACUGCAAGUGUAGAGUUAAUAAAGUUAUUACUUUUUGUAUAUUUAUUCAAUUCAUAUUGUCUAGUGUACAAAUGGACUUGAUUGCACCAAGGAGUUAAGACCAUGAAAAUUUGUUUGAAAAAGCAGCAGGCAAAGAAAUACAUCCAGAUAGCAACCUCAGUUCAACCAAAGCAAACGUCUGAUCUGUUUUAAAUAUGUUCUCUGGCCCUUUUUCUACGGCCCUGGGACUGACCUCUAUAAGUGUCCCUGUCUUCAUUCUGCUAUUUGUUCACUAAUGUGUCUAACAAGCAUUUGAGUUAACAGCACAGCUGUCAUUUUACUGACAUCAAAUUACAAAAUAGCUCAGUUCAAUUCAAUUUUAUUUAUAUAGCGUCAAUUCAUGAUACAUGUCAUCUCAAGGCACUUUCCAAAGU
This is a messenger RNA of Fundulus heteroclitus (mummichog), 2634 nucleotides long. RefSeq names its product GDNF family receptor alpha like (gene gfral). Gene Ontology annotation, cellular component: external side of plasma membrane; signaling receptor complex. The transcript has 10 exons. Gene Ontology annotation, molecular function: signaling receptor activity. Lineage: Eukaryota; Metazoa; Chordata; Actinopteri; Cyprinodontiformes; Fundulidae. The record is from RefSeq and is a predicted model, not a curated record. The coding region runs from base 1 to 1323 and encodes 440 amino acids. Gene Ontology annotation, biological process: nervous system development.